Messenger RNA from Aspergillus affinis, 1254 nucleotides. RefSeq lists its product as uncharacterized. Lineage: Eukaryota; Fungi; Ascomycota; Eurotiomycetes; Eurotiales; Aspergillaceae. The transcript has a single exon. Bases 1 to 1254 code for a protein of 417 amino acids. The record is from RefSeq and is a predicted model, not a curated record.
AUGGCCUCUGCACUCGCCAAUGACCCCGAGCGCGUCGCCAAGACCUUUCUGUCGCGACACUCGCUGGCGCUCGUCUCUUGCACCACCCUGCAGAGGCUGUGGGCAGGAUAUGGUCAAAUAUGUGCCAUCACCGCGCGAGCCACCACCGAUCAAGCGGCGGUUCGUCUCGACAAGCUAUGCGGACUGAAAUCCGGGGGAACUACCGGGACUGUAUAUCCGCUUAUCCUGAAGCUCAUCUCACCCCCGACCAAAAGUGGCGGUCAUGAGGAUGAGGGCCACCUGCGAAAAAUCCUCAGUUACGAGGUGGAGCAGCAUUUCUACAGUGAAGUUGCUCCGCACCUGGGCGAUAAGGCUGCCGUUGCUCAGUGCCUCGUUUCGACGCGGGAUGUGCAUGACGAGGAACUGGGCGGGCUGAUGGCCACGAUCAUGGCGGAUCUGCGCCCCAGGUUCUCCGUUGCCGGCGAGAAGAGAAGCGUGUUGAGUCGCACGCAGGUGCACGGGGCGCUGGAGUGGUUGGCUGGGUUUCAUGGCCGUUCAUGGAGCCUACUUCCCAAGGACCUUGACCAAUUGGUCCUACCACCGCUUGAAGAAUCUAGGAGACGGCAAACAGCCAGUAAGCAGGGUGGUCGCGGACUGUGGCUGAAUGGAGGUUACACGUAUCUUGCGACCCGACGGAAAGAGUAUUCGUCUCUCGUUGAAGAUACCGAUUCGGAGUGGUCGGACGCCCUGUGUACCACCCCAGAAGGCUCGUCACUGUCUAUCGCCGAGAUGGUUGCGCUCUUCUUGACCCCGUGUGGCAGAUCGACCGAGUCGUACAUCCAUGGCGAUGUCAAGUCGGAGAACCUUUUCACGACCACGGACGGAGAGAAAGUGGCGUUCUUUGAUUUUCAAUACGUUGGCCUAGGCCUGGGCGUCUGCGAUCUCGCCAAACUUUUUACGUGCUCGGUACCUCUGCAUAUGCUGGUGGACGACACAGAUUUGCCCGAGGAACUCGAGAUACAGGAGGGGGAGCAGGUACUCCUCCAGCGCUAUCACUCACGUCUUCUCCAGAACGACAAGGCGCCGCGAUACGAAUGGGCAACGUUUAAGCGACACUGGGAGACGGCUUUGGUCGACUGGUGUCGAUUCCAAGCAUCCUGGGGAUUCUGGGGGAACACGGAGUGGCUCGAAGCCCGGGUCAGAUUCAUCCUGAGCGACCAGGAGUGGAGAGACUGGCUGCAUGAGAGUAUCAUGAGUCGGAACUCGGCCAACUAG